This is a messenger RNA of Aspergillus terreus NIH2624, 7308 nucleotides long. It is a transcript of the gene ags1, whose product is annotated as alpha-1,3-glucan synthase Ags1. Gene Ontology annotation, molecular function: alpha-1,3-glucan synthase activity. NCBI's taxonomy places the organism in Eukaryota, Fungi, Ascomycota, Eurotiomycetes, Eurotiales, Aspergillaceae. The record is from RefSeq and is a predicted model, not a curated record. Gene Ontology annotation, cellular component: fungal-type cell wall. The transcript is spliced from 6 exons. The coding region runs from base 1 to 7308 and encodes 2435 amino acids. Gene Ontology annotation, biological process: fungal-type cell wall (1->3)-alpha-glucan biosynthetic process.
AUGUGGAGGACUUCCAUAGGAGUCGUCGCACUGCUCGCAUCGGUGGCAUCAUGCUGGCCGUACGACGAAUCGCUCCUCGAUUACAACAUCAACCAGAACAAAUCCGCAACGAAUCCCGCUGAUUACUGGGGAGAAUGGCCGGACCAUCAGGGUGCCUAUCACCCAUCCCCAGACAACUGGCGGUUCCCAUUCUAUACCCUAUUCAUGGAUCGAUUUGUCAACGGUGACCCAACCAACGACAAUAUCAACGGAAGCCAGUUCGAACAUGAUCUGAACUCGAAUCAAAUGCGCCAUGGUGGUGAUGUGGCCGGACUACUCGACACCCUGGAUUAUCUCCAGGGAAUGGGUAUCAAGGGCUUGUACCUUGCCGGCACGAUCUUGAUGAACCAGCCAUGGGGUUCUGAUGGCUAUUCGGCGCUCGACACCACCCUUCUCGACCAACACUUUGGAACGCUGGAAACGUGGCGCAACGCCAUCACCGAGAUCCACAAGCGUGGAAUGUAUGUUGUGCUGGAUAACACCAUCGCUACAAUGGGCGAUCUCAUCGGCUUCGAAGGACAUCUCAACACGUCGACGCCGUUUUCUGAAAAGGAAUACAAAGCUGUAUGGAAGUCAGACCGUCGCUACGUCGAUUUCGACAUCGGAAACGAAUAUAAUGCGACCUGCGACUAUCCCCGCUUCUGGUAUGAAGAUGGCAUGCCGGUCAACGCGUCCCUGACCUCUGGCCUUGUCGGGUGUUACAACAGCGACUUUGAUCAAUACGGAGAUAUUGAAGCCUUUGGCGUUUGGCCUGACUGGAAACGGCAGCUUGCUAAGUUCGCCUCGGUCCAGGAUCGCCUUAGGGAGUGGCAUCCUACUGUGCGAGAACGCUUGAUCCGUCAUUCGUGUAUGAUCAUUGCCUCCUUUGAUAUCGAUGGCUUCCGGUACGACAAGGCGACCCAGUCUACAGUCGACGCGCUGGGAGAGAUGUCCAAGGCCUAUCGCGAGUGCGCGCGCAAGGUCGGAAAGAAGAACUUCUUUAUUGCCGGUGAGAUCACUGGUGGUAAUCAGUUCGGUUCCAUCUACCUGGGCCGCGGUCGUCAAUCCAACCAAAAAGUGGAUGAUAUUAUGGAAGCCAUGAAUUUGACCAGUGACUCCGACCCGCAGCAUUUUCUUCGCGAGGCGGGCCAUGAGGCCAUUGACGGAGCCGCAUUCCACUACUCAAUCUAUCGCAGUCUCACCCGGUUCCUAGGCAUGGAUGGUCAACUAGAUGCUGGCUUCGACUUGCAGGUGGAUUGGGUUAAUGCAUGGAAUGAGAUGCUUCAGACGAACGACCUGAUCAAUGCCAAUACUGGAAAGUUCGACCCGAGGCAUAUGUAUGGUGUCACCAACCAAGAUGUGUUCCGCUGGCCAGCUAUCCAGUAUGGUGUCGAGCGGCAACUGCUUGGUACCUUUAUUACUACCCUUAUGCUGCCCGGUAUCCCUCUUCUUCUAUGGGGCGAAGAGCAAGCCUUCUACGUUUUGGAUGCAACGGCGACCAACUACAUCUAUGGGCGACAGGCAAUGUCGCCUGCAACCGCAUGGAGAACCCAUGGAUGCUUCUCGUUGGACUCCUCCCAAUACUACAAAUGGCCUAUUGAGGCUGGCCGCAAUGGCUGCAAUGACGAGACUGUGUCCUACGACCAUCGCGACCCGUCUCAUCCAGUCCGCAAUAUUCUCAAGCACAUGUACCAGAUGCGCGAGGACUUUCCGAUGUUGAAUGAAGGCUACUUGAUUUCGACCCUAUCCAAGAAAACCGAGUCUGUCUACUAUCCCGGUUCGAAUGACACAGCCACCGAGACCGGCAUGUGGUCGGUGCGACGGGACAUCAAUCCAAAUGUGCAAGAUCUGGGCUCCGUUGACAAAAAUCAGAUGGUCUGGCUGGUGUAUCAGAAUGUCAAUCGCACGAUGAGCUAUGAAUUCAACUGCACCGACAAUGACGACGCCCUUAUCGCCCCGUUCCCGGCUGGGACGCACGUCAAGAACCUCUUCUACCCGUACGACGAGCUUAAGCUGGAGGCGAGUACCCAAAAACUCGGCUUUGGUGGAUCCAAAGAGUUCAACGGCUGCUAUCCAAACUUGACGAUGGACCGCUAUGAGUUCCGAGCCUACGUGCCUUCAAAGCUGUUCAAGAAGCCACGGCCCAUGAUCACGAAGUUUCAGCCGAGCGAUAAUGAGAAUGCCGGUCACGACUCACCACUGCGUUCGACCGUGGCACCGGAUGCAUCCGAGACGGUGCCCCUCGAGCUGCAGUUCUCAGAAGAGAUGGACUGCGACGCAGUGACUAAGGCUAUUUCAUUCAACUCAUCGACCGAGAUAGGGAAGACACCUUCGAUCGACCUCAACACCGUCCAUUGCUCGACUAUCCCCGAACAGAAGGGCAAGCUAACCGGCCAGAUCCCAGGUGUGUGGCAGUGGACCGCCAGCCUGACUGGUGUAUACAACGGAGUCCAUAGAAUCACCGUGAACAAUGCCACCAACGCGGACGGGAGCGCCUCCACGAACGCAGUGGACCACUUCCUAUUCCGAAUCGGGCAGAUCGACAACCCCAUGGUCUUCCAUUCAGCCAAUUACUCGAGCAGUCUUCUUCACCAGGAGGACAAUGGGACAUUGUUCAUCCAGCACCACGCCGCUGGCGCUGAUAUGUAUCGGUACUCUACCAACUGGGGAACGUCGUUCUCGGACUGGAUCCCUUAUAAGGGUGGUAAUGAUACAAUCAAUGCGCUUGAAUGGUCUGGCACCAGCAAGCAAGCAUGGAAAGGCCACCAUGUCCGUGUUGAGUACUGGAGUCGCUGGACCGGUAGCAGCGACUAUGUGCAGGAAGGAGACUAUGGUUGGGACCACAAUGUGCAGCGACGCUUCCCGCAUGUCUUCUUCAACGGGCCGUACAACCAGUACGGGUUUGACGGCGGACUGGACAAUGAGGUCGACUUGGAUACCAAGGACGGGUACUGGAAGUACCACUUUACAUCCGAAUGGCCGGCCGUCGGUCAGCUCAACGUCUGGGGCAUGAAUCCAGAUGGUCAACCCGACCAGAGCUGGGUGCUGGGUGACACCGACAACGAUUAUAUCCUGGACCGACUGCCUCCAUCGUCCCUCUCGGCAACGCUCAUCAACAUUACGGAUCAUCCACCUUCGCCCUACCUUUCAUGGAAGUUCUACAUCAGCGAUGCACGGUUACACUACCAGUUGGUUCCUGUCGGACACCAAAGCGUUCAGAUCGCCAUGUUCGUCCUGUUCUGGAUCAUUCCCGUCAUAACCGCGUCGGCUUGUGUCUACAUCUUCAUGAAGUCGUUCUACAAGGUCAAGUUCAACCAGGUCGGUGUCAGCGAAACACACUCCAUGAUCCCACUGGCUCUGCGGCGGAAGUUCAAGCAAAUGCAGGCAGGGAAGACGGGUCCACCCAACCCGCUCAUGCGUCUGGCUGAGAAGUCUGGCUUCAUGCAGAGCACCACCGCCCUGGGAGCUGCUGCGGCAGGCAAGCGGCGCAUGGUCUUGAUUGCUACCAUGGAGUACGACAUCGAGGACUGGGCCAUCAAGAUCAAGAUCGGCGGCCUCGGCGUAAUGGCCCAGCUCAUGGGGAAGACGCUCGGCCACCAGGACCUCAUCUGGGUUGUCCCUUGUGUUGGCGGAGUUGACUACCCCGUUGAUACCCCCGCGGAGCCCAUGACGGUGACCAUCCUGGGUAAGUCAUACCAGGUGGAAGUCCAGUACCACAUUCUCAACAAUAUUACCUACGUCCUCCUUGACGCACCCGUGUUCCGUCAGCAGACGAAGUCUGAGCCCUAUCCUGCACGCAUGGAUGAUCUUGAGAGUGCUAUCUAUUACUCUGCUUGGAACCAAUGCAUCGCAGAGACCAUUCGGCGCUUCCCUAUUGACUUGUACCAUAUUAACGAUUACCACGGCUCUCUGGCACCGCUUUACCUGCUUCCUGAGACUAUCCCCGCCUGUCUAUCCCUGCAUAACGCCGAGUUCCAGGGCUUGUGGCCUAUGCGCACGCAGAAGGAAAAGGAAGAGGUUUGCUCAGUGUUCAACCUUGAUCUUGAAACGGUCCGCUCCUAUGUUCAAUUCGGUGAAGUGUUCAACCUUCUCCACGCUGGCGCCAGUUAUCUCCGCGUUCACCAACAGGGCUUCGGAGCGGUAGGUGUGUCCAAGAAGUACGGUAAGCGCUCUUACGCGCGUUAUCCUAUUUUCUGGGGUCUCCGCAAGGUCGGUAACUUGCCCAACCCGGAUCCAUCGGAUGUUGGUGAAUGGACCAAAGAGAGCGGCCUACCCAAGGACGAAGACAUCCAGGUUAAUGCUGACUUCGAAGCCGCCCGUGGUGAGCUCAAACGACAGGCGCAGGAAUGGGCUGGCUUGGAGCAGAAUCCUGAUGCAGACCUGCUCGUGUUUGUUGGGCGUUGGUCCAUGCAGAAGGGUGUGGAUUUGAUCGCAGAUGUGAUGCCCGCAGUGUUGGAAGCACGCCCCAACGUGCAACUGAUUUGCGUUGGUCCUGUGAUCGAUCUCUAUGGUCGAUUCGCGGCAUUGAAGCUCGAUCGUAUGAUGAAGGUGUAUCCUGGUCGGGUCUUCUCGCGCCCCGAAUUCACCGCGCUGCCACCCUACAUCUUCUCUGGUGCGGAAUUCGCCCUGAUUCCUUCGCGCGACGAACCGUUCGGUCUAGUCGCAGUCGAAUUCGGCCGGAAAGGCGCCUUGGGUAUCGGAGCCCGAGUCGGCGGUCUAGGACAGAUGCCUGGUUGGUGGUAUAAUGUCGAGUCCGUCUCAACAUCGCACCUGCUCGUCCAGUUCAAGCUCGCCAUCGAGGCUGCCCUCAGCUCCAAACAAGAAACUCGGGCUAUGAUGCGUGCCAGGUCUGCGAAACAGCGGUUUCCCGUCGCCCAGUGGGUGGAGGAUUUGGAGAUUCUGCAGUCAACAGCCAUACAGGUGCACAAUAAGCAGGUCACCAAGGGCCAUGGUCUCCCUAUGACUCCGUCCAGUUCAAUGACGCCCACCGGUGCCUUAACGCCGUCAACUCGUCCGAGCAGCCCCUUGAUGAUGCAGAAAAUGAACCGUUCUAUCCCUCACUCCCGAGACAGCAGUUACUCCAACCUCAACCACCUGGCUGCUUCCCCCAUACCGCAGAAGAACAUUUACAGUCGAGACCCUAGCCCCGGCGACGCGGUGAAGCCAUCCGGACUGCAACGCUCACUCUCGCUCGGUGUCCGAUCAGGCCCAGGUCAUGUGUCUCGCCGUGGCCGGGGCCGUCGCGGACAGGACGCAGAGAAUAUUGCCGAGGAAGAUGAGAACAGCGCAGAACACUCUGACGGCGAGGCCGGUAGCGAUACGGAUUCCAUCCUCAGCUUCUACGGGGACGAAGAGUAUACUCUCACCCCGGCUCAGAUCGAGGAGAGCAGGCGGGCACAGGCUGUUCAAUCACCCGGUAGUCGCGUUGUAUCAACACCCCGACGCUAUAGUGAAGAUUCAUUACAUCCCCACCACUCCGUUAUGCCUCCGCUCAGUCCAGCUACGCCACCCUCAGCCGACCAAACUCUUCUUCCUCCACCCAAGCCCUUUGCCGAACCAGGAAAUCGACUAAGCAGUGCCUCCGUCUUGUCUCUUGACACCGUCGUCGGGAACAAGAAGGACUUCAAGCUGCAGAAGGUCGACCCCUUCUUCACUGACAGCAACGGCGAGUACUACAAAGAAUUCGAGCGGCGAUUGGAGGGCUUGAACGGGUCCAACUCGGAGACUCAAUUCUGUAUCGAGGAAUAUCUCAUCAAGUCCGAACGGAAGUGGUUUGACAAAUUCCGCGAUGCGAGACUGGGCCGUAUCAAAUCGCCAACCCCAUCGGUCUACCGCGACAAACACAAUGCCUCGCCGGGAGGUUCUUUCUACGCGGAUGAUGCAGCGUCACGACAUAGCGGACACGAUUUCCAUGACGACGACGACACGGAUGAUGAAUUUUUGCUCGGCAAAGACUACGUCCCCCCGACGGGACUGAAGAAGUGGAUGCAGAUUAAGAUCGGUGACUGGCCCAUCUAUACCAUCUUCCUGGCUCUCGGUCAAAUUGUCGCUGCCAAUUCCUACCAGAUUACACUGCUUACAGGUGAGGUGGGUCAGACUGCCGAGAAGUUGUAUGGUAUUGCCACGGUAUAUGCCAUUACGUCGGCCUGUUGGUGGCUUGUUUUCCGGUAUUUCAAGUCUGUAGUAUGCCUUUCGACUCCCUGGUUCCUCUACGGCAUUGCCUUCUUAUUCAUCGGCUCUGCCCACUGGGAAGGCGACUCCUUUACGCGAGGCUGGAUCCAGAAUAUUGGUAGUGGAUUCUACGCUGCGGCCUCCUCAAGUGGCUCGAUCUUCUUCGCGUUGAACUUUGGUGAUGAAGGCGGUGCGCCUGUCAAGAAAUGGAUCUUCCGGGCCUGUGUUAUUCAGGGCAUCCAGCAGGCAUAUAUCAUCGUGCUUUGGUACUGGGGUUCCACCUUGAGCAAGGCCUCGAGCGAGGGUCUCCUGGUUGCUGAGAAUCAGAUCUCCAACACCUGGAAGAUGACCGCCAUUUGUUAUCCCAUCGCCAUGCUCCUAUGGGCCAUUGGUCUCCUCCUGAUUUUCGGUCUUCCCAACUACUAUCGGCAAAGCCCGGGCAAGGUGCCUUCGUUCUACAAGUCUCUGUUCCGACGGAAAAUCGUCCUUUGGAACUUCGUGGCCGUCAUCUUGCAGAACUUCUUCCUCAGUGCCCCGUAUGGCCGUAAUUGGAGCUUCCUGUGGACGUCUAUCCACACACACGCAUGGCAGGUCGUCAUCCUCUGCAUCGUCUUCUUUGGUUUUGUCUGGGUGGCCUUCCUCUACCUGGUCAGCCAAUUCUCCAAACAACACAGCUGGUUCCUACCUGUCUUCGCCUGUGGCCUUGGGGCCCCUCGCUUCAUCCAGAUCUGGUGGGGUGUUUCUGGUAUCGGGUAUUUCCUUCCCUGGGUCGCUGGCGGCUAUACCGGGGGAGCCCUGGUAUCCCGGAGUCUCUGGCUCUGGUUGGGCGUUUUAGACACCAUCCAGGGUCUUGGAUUUGGAAUCAUCCUACUGCAAACGCUCACUCGCAUGCACAUGUGUUUCACCCUUAUUGUCUCGCAGAUCCUCGGUUCCAUCGCGACGAUCUGCGCCAGGGCUUUCGGACCGAAUAAUGUAGGCCCGGGGCCAAUCUCCCCAGACGUCACGAAGGGGGCAGAUGCAGUCGCCAAUGCAUGGUUUUGGGUCGCACUCUUCUGCCAGUUACUGGUUUGUGCCGGGUUCUUGCUCUUCUUCCGCAAGGAACAACUCUCGAAGCCUUAG